CAUAUGAUCAAUGCUCCAUUUCAUUCAUUCAUUCUGUCUGUAUUAACUGUAGGGCUUAAAGUAGAAUUUGUUAAAAUUACAGAGAGGGAAUAAUUACAUUAUGAAGGGGUGUAUUUUUAAUAUCGAUGGCGGGUAUUUGGAGGGGCUGUGCCGUGGAUUUAAAUGUGGGAUACUCAAGCAGUCUGACUACUUGAAUUUGGUUCAGUGCGAAACAUUGGAAGAUUUGAAGCUGCAUUUGCAAGGAACUGAUUAUGGAACAUUCCUCGCCAAUGAGCCCAGCCCCCUCUCUGUAUCAACUAUAGAUGACAAACUACGUGAGAAACUUGUCAUUGAAUUCCAACAUCUGAGAAACCACUCUGUUGAGCCCCUUUCUACAUUCCUGGAUUUCAUUACAUACAGUUAUAUGAUCGACAACAUUAUCCUUUUAAUAACUGGAACUCUGCACCAGAGACCUAUAUCAGAGUUGAUUCCUAAAUGUCAUCCUUUGGGUUCCUUUGAGCAGAUGGAAGCUAUCCAUGUUGCUGCUACUCCUGCUGAGCUAUACAAUGCUGUCCUGGUGGACACUCCCCUGGCGCCAUUCUUCGUAGAUUGCAUCAGUGAGCAGGACUUGGAUGAAAUGAACAUUGAAAUCAUCCGUAACACACUGUACAAGGCAUAUUUGGAGGCUUUUUAUGACUUUUGUAAACAGAUUGGAGAUACUACAGCUGAUGUCAUGUGUGAAAUUUUAGCAUUUGAAGCUGAUCGGCGUGCUAUUAUCAUCACUAUUAAUUCCUUUGGAACUGAACUGUCCAAAGAUGACCGUGCCAAACUGUAUCCUCGUUGUGGCAAACUGAAUCCUGAUGGAUUGGCUGCCCUUGCACGUGCUGAUGAUUAUGAGCAAGUGAAAGCAGUAGCAGAGUAUUACGCAGAAUAUGCAGUCCUGUUUGAAGGAGCUGGUAACAAUGUGGGAGACAAAACCUUGGAAGACAAGUUUUUUGAACAUGAGGUGAAACUCAAUGUUAAUGCUUUCAUGCAACAAUUCCACUUUGGAGUUUUCUACUCCUACCUGAAGUUGAAAGAGCAGGAAUGCCGAAACAUUGUAUGGAUAAGUGAGUGUGUGGCUCAAAAGCACCGAGCUAAGAUUGAUAACUACAUUCCAAUAUUCUAAAAUGUUUGUAAUCAAUCACUUUAUCAUUAUGUAAAUACUUUAUAAUAAAAAAAUAGUAAAUGACAAGGAUUAGACUUUAAAAACCAUUCAUUUUAUUCAACUAUGUUGUAAUGUAGAUUUCAAUUUGAAAUGUUAACCUUAAAUUAAAAAAAAAAUCAUAUGAAAUUAUAUCUGCUUGAUGUCAAUAAAGAUACAAACUGUUAUUUAUUUACAUAUAUUACAUAAUAAGUGUUGAAUGCAAUCCCUUGUUUUAAUUAAAGAUUCAGAGAUAUCUCUGUAGCCUACAUAAUAAUAUAUUCAAAGUAAAAACAAUAAAGCUUCAAUUUAAAUUAUAUUUUUACUUUAGUUGUGUUUUGACAAUUAUAAAUAUAGGUGUAUCUCCAGUAUAAUCAAAGGAAACAUCUGUAAAAGUAUUAAAACAAAUUAGUAGUAUAUGCAAUAUAAAAUUAUUUAAUGUUAUAAGUAUAUGAAGACAACCACUACUAUUAAUAUCCCAUGUAUUGUUAGUUCUAAAAUAAACAUUAUAGAUUCAUAAUGUAUUUAUUAUUCAAUAAAAUAAUCUGUUUAA
Molecule: messenger RNA, 1715 nt
Organism: Amyelois transitella
Lineage: Eukaryota; Metazoa; Arthropoda; Insecta; Lepidoptera; Pyralidae
Gene: VhaAC39-1
Product: V-type proton ATPase subunit d
Exons: 4
Coding region: 101-1147 (348 amino acids)
Biological process (GO): proton transmembrane transport; vacuolar acidification; vacuolar transport
Cellular component (GO): plasma membrane proton-transporting V-type ATPase complex; proton-transporting V-type ATPase, V0 domain; vacuolar proton-transporting V-type ATPase complex
Molecular function (GO): proton-transporting ATPase activity, rotational mechanism
Source: RefSeq, a predicted model, not a curated record